UCAAAAAGAUGAAAGUGCUGGUACAGCAGGGUUGGUUGGAGGGUGAGAAGAAGGAAAUAGUGACGAAAGACGGUCAUUUUUAUAGCUUCAAAGGAGUGCCUUACGCCGCACCUCCGACAGGCAAGCUAAGGUUCAAGGCGCCCCAACCGCCAAUACCAUGGGAUGGUGUGCGAAAAGCCACACAACACGGGCCCAUAUGUCCGCAGUACGACUUCUUUGCCAGCAAAUUCAUCGAAGGCAACGAGGAUUGCCUGUAUCUUAACGUGUACACUCCAGAGCUUCAACCUCCUAAACCGCUACCUGUCAUGGUGUACAUCCAUGGCGGUGUCUUUAAGAGCGGCUCAGGAAAUGAUGAUCUUUUUGGACCAGACUUCUUAGUCAAGCAAGGAGUCAUACUAGUUACAGUUAACUAUAGACUCGAGGUCUUAGGCUUCCUGUGCCUGGACACUGAAGAUGUACCAGGUAACGCAGGAAUGAAAGAUCAAGUAGCAGCGCUUAGAUGGAUAAAGAGUAACAUAGAUAGAUUUGGUGGCGAUCCUAACAAUGUAACACUUUUUGGCCAAAGCGCCGGCGGGGCUGCCACAGCCUACCAUGUGCUAUCUCCUAUGUCAAAAGGAUUGUUCAAAAGGGCUAUAGCAAUGAGUGGAGUACCUAAUUGCGAUUGGUGUGAAAAUUUUGAACCGAGAGAGCGUGCUUUCAAACUUGGUAAGCAAUUGGGAUUAGAUACAGACGAUCCGGAUAAACUUCUUGAAUAUUUUCAGAGUCUUCCUGUAGAAAAAUUGACAGACACUGGUCCUUGCUUGUUCGCUUUUGAGGAUGUGUUGAACAUGGAGGCUGGAAAAACGAAUUUUUUUGUCCCCGUAGCAGAAAAAGAUUUCGGUCAAGAAUCCUUUUUAAACGAAGACCCGUUCGAAGCACUCAAAGCAGGACGAGUUAAUGAGGUAGACUUGAUGAUUGGCCAUACCAGUAAAGAAGCUCUUUUUAUAGUUGGUAUGGCUCAAGCAGACUACAUGGCUCGAUUCGAAAACUGGCCAGAACUAUUGGUCCCAAAAAGGGUUUCAUACAAUGUUCCACAAAGGAAAAUUUUGGAGUUGGGCAAUCGAAUCAAAGAGCAUUAUUUUGGGAAGAAAAACACUCCCUUGUGGUACGCCGAAAACAUUUGGCGUUUCUUCGCUCAAGUACUCAUCCACCCUCAAUCUCUGAUACCUGCCAUUAUCAACGAAAAUGCUGUUAAAGAGUUCGUUAAUUACUUUUCGGAAACUGGAUUCACGUACCAUAUUCAAAGAUUCGCACAACGCGUACCAAAACUGAGGAACACCAAGAGGUAUUUCUACGUAUUUGAUAUGCAGUCGGACAGGAACUUUUUCGCCCAGCGGGCAGUGAUGGAAUUCGGCCUCACCGGCGCCUCGCAUAUAGAUGACUGCCUCUACCUGUUCCAAGCCAAUGCGUUACCUUUGAAAGUGGACACGCAAUCGAAAGCAUACAGUUUGAUACAGAAGACCUGCCUGCUAUUUACUAACUUUGCCAAAUACGGCGACCCAACCCCAGACGCGUCGCUCGGCGCCCGUUGGCCCGAGUACGAUGCGCGAGAGCAGCGUUACUCGUACUUGCGCAUUGCGGACCAACUGUUCGUAGGCGGCCAUCUUGACGCGGACAUGGUGGACUUCUGGAGAGGCGUGUAUGAAGAUGCCGGCUUCGAGUUUUAGAAUAGGGUACUUACU
Messenger RNA from Cydia splendana, 1721 nucleotides. Its product is annotated as juvenile hormone esterase-like. The record is from RefSeq and is a predicted model, not a curated record. Gene Ontology annotation, molecular function: serine hydrolase activity. The coding region runs from base 9 to 1706 and encodes 565 amino acids. NCBI's taxonomy places the organism in Eukaryota, Metazoa, Arthropoda, Insecta, Lepidoptera, Tortricidae. The transcript has 5 exons.